GAAGUGGCAAAAAGAACGUAUGAAAGACAAAGAACAUCAAACAUCUGAGGAACUUUCGGAAGAAAGUGACACUGAAUUUGAAGAGGGUUUCAAAGUACCAGGAUUUCUCUUCAAAAAGCUUUUUAAGUACCAGCAGACAGGUGUUAGGUGGCUCUGGGAAUUGCACUGCCAGCAGGCAGGAGGAAUUCUGGGAGAUGAGAUGGGAUUGGGCAAGACCAUCCAGAUAAUUGCCUUCUUGGCAGGUCUGAGCUACAGCAAGCUCAGGACUCGUGGUUCAAAUUACAGGUACCAGGGAUUGGGUCCAACAGUUAUAGUUUGUCCAACUACUGUCAUGCAUCAGUGGGUAAAAGAGUUCCACACUUGGUGGCCUCCAUUUAGGGUCGCUGUUCUUCAUGAAACUGGUUCUUACACCAACAGGAAGGUGAAACUAAUUGAUGAGAUUGCUUCAUGCCAUGGAAUUUUAAUUACAUCUUAUUCAUACAUUCGACUGAUGCAGGAUAACAUCCACAGCUAUGACUGGCAUUAUGUGAUUCUGGAUGAGGGUCACAAAAUUCGAAAUCCAAACGCUGCAGUCACACUUGCAUGCAAGCAGUUCCGCACACCCCAUCGAAUCAUCUUGUCUGGCUCUCCUAUGCAAAAUAACCUAAAGGAGCUCUGGUCCCUCUUUGACUUUGUAUUCCCAGGGAAGCUGGGAACAUUGCCUGUGUUCAUGGAGCAAUUUUCUGUUCCGAUAACCAUGGGAGGAUAUUCCAAUGCCUCUCCUGUCCAGGUAAAAACUGCAUACAAAUGUGCCUGUGUGUUACGGGACACCAUAAACCCCUAUUUGCUGCGCAGAAUGAAGGCUGAUGUAAAAAUGAGCCUUUCACUUCCAGAUAAGAAUGAACAGGUCCUCUUUUGCCGUUUGACAGAUGAACAGCGUCAAGUCUAUCAAAAUUUCAUCAACUCUAAAGAAGUUUACCAGAUUCUCAACGGAGACAUGCAGAUUUUCUCAGGACUAGUAACUUUAAGAAAGAUUUGCAACCACCCUGACCUCUUUUCUGGUGGUCCCAAGAUUUUGAAGGGUGUACCAGAUGCUGACAUAGAGGAAGCAGAUCAGUUUGGAUACUGGAAACGUUCUGGAAAAAUGAUAGUGGUAGAAUCCUUGCUGAAAAUAUGGCACAAGCAAGGUCACAGAGUGCUGUUUUUCACUCAGUCAAGGCAGAUGCUGCAGAUACUUGAAGUCUUUGUGAAAGACAGAAAUUAUUCCUACCUCAGGAUGGAUGGCACCACAUCUAUAGCUUCCAGGCAGCCCCUUAUAACAAGAUACAAUGAGGACAAAUCCAUAUUUAUUUUUCUUCUAACAACUCGUGUUGGUGGCAUUGGAGUUAACUUGACUGGUGCUGACCGGGUUAUUAUUUAUGAUCCUGACUGGAAUCCCAGUACAGACACACAGGCUCGGGAACGUGCUUGGAGAAUAGGCCAAAAGAAACAGGUGACUGUGUACAGGCUUCUCACGGCAGGUACUAUUGAAGAGAAGAUAUACCACAGGCAAAUCUUCAAACAGUUUUUAACGAACAGAGUGCUGAAAGACCCUAAGCAGAGGCGCUUUUUCAAAUCCAAUGACCUGUAUGAACUUUUUACUCUGAGCAGCCCAGAUGUGUCUCAGAAAACUGAAACAAGUGCAAUUUUUGCAGGUACUGGUUCAGAAGUUCAAGUUCCAAAACGCCAUUUGAAACAGAAACUUGAAAAGCAACCUGAUAAUGACACUUCUAAAGGUGAUCUCCAUCUUACAGAAAGCAGCUCACCAAAGUACAGCAGAUCAUCCAAUUCCUACACAACCACCCACAUGACAAAUUGUUCUUCUAAAGCAAUAGAGACCAGUGAGGAAGUCCAAGGAAGUUUGGAAGCCUUUGAAAAUAGCUAUGCAAAAGAAAAUACAGAAGCUGCUACUACUAUAAAUUCAUUGAAUAAAAGCAAGGAGGAAAGCUUGGAAGAAGACAAAUCUAUGUCCCUGCCAUUGCCAGGUGAUGCAGGGUCUUCAGAGAAUGCCAAAUGUCUGAGUGCUGAGGUGGCUGAAGUACAUGGAGCAGCUAAUGCAAAUGUCGAGGGAGAUUUUAGCCUUACAUGUGGUGCAGCUGGCUCUUGGGAAAAGCAGGUGGCUAAAGCUGAAGAUGGGCAAUUAGAUAAUACUCAUUAUAAAUGUACUUCAAAAACAAAGCACAGGGUGGAUAUGCUGUCACAUGAGAGUCACAAAGAUAAAUCUAAGAAGAAACAUCACAAAGAUGCCAAAUUUGAAGGAGAGCGCAUUCCUCAUCUAGUGAAACAAAAGCGAUACAGAAGGGAGAAUAGUGAAGAGAAGGAGGAAGACUCAAAGAAAACUGAUGAUUAUGUCUUGGAAAAACUUUUCAAAAAGUCAGGGGUACACAGUGUUAUGAAGCAUGAUGCCAUUAUGGAAGCUUCUAGUGCAGAUCAUGUGCUGGUGGAAGCAGAAGCAAACAGAGUGGCACAGGAUGCCUUAAGAGCCUUAAAAGUCUCUCGACAGCGCUGUUUAGGAGCUGCUUCUGGUGUGCCAACCUGGACAGGCACAACUGGUUUUUCAGGUGCACCAUCAGGAAUAAAGAGUCGAUUUGGUCAAAAAAGAAACCCCAUGCUGCUUUCAUCACGUUCCACUUGCGCAUCACCUGUGAAGAAGUGCAAGGAUGCAGAUACAGUAAAGAAAGAAAAGGUAAAGAAGUCUAAUUCCGAUGGGCACUUUGACGGAAAAUCAGGAGAAUCAUCAUCCAGUGCACUAGACUCAUCAUCUUUACUUGCUAAGAUGAGGGCAAGAAACCACCUUCUUUUACCACAACAGAGAGUGAAUGAGGGAGAUGAAAAUCAUCAGCAACCACCCACCCCAGCCCCAGGUUCAACAGAAUAUGAUGAACUGCUCGUGGAUAUGCGUAACUUCAUAGCGUUCCAGGCCCGUGUGGAUGGCGAGGCCAGUACUCGGGAACUACUGAACGAGUUUGAGUCCAAACUGCCAGUAGCACAGUCCUGCGUCUUUAGAGAACUUCUCCGCAAUCUCUGCACCUUCCACAGGAACCCGAAUGGUGAAGGUGUCUGGAAGCUAAAGCCAGAAUUCCGCUGA
Messenger RNA from Apaloderma vittatum (bar-tailed trogon), 3106 nucleotides. It is a transcript of the gene ERCC6, whose product is annotated as excision repair cross-complementation group 6. The annotation marks the transcript as partial. Gene Ontology annotation, cellular component: nucleus. Lineage: Eukaryota; Metazoa; Chordata; Aves; Trogoniformes; Trogonidae. The record is from RefSeq and is a predicted model, not a curated record. Gene Ontology annotation, molecular function: ATP binding; ATP-dependent chromatin remodeler activity. Gene Ontology annotation, biological process: transcription-coupled nucleotide-excision repair. The transcript has 16 exons.